Molecule: messenger RNA, 4218 nt
Organism: Eucalyptus grandis
Lineage: Eukaryota; Viridiplantae; Streptophyta; Magnoliopsida; Myrtales; Myrtaceae
Product: integrator complex subunit 3 homolog
Exons: 3
Coding region: 2602-3879 (425 amino acids)
Source: RefSeq, a predicted model, not a curated record
UCAAAGUCAUCUUGUUAAUCAAGGAGUCACCUGCGCUUGAACCCGAUUGGUCGAAGCUUUUUUCUCUCUCUCUCUCCAUCUCUCUGAAGAAAGAAGCCGUCCAUCUUUAUCCACAAGCAGAAAACCCAACAGCUGAGUCCUCCUCUCCCUUCUCUGUACUGCAAUCCUUUUUCUCCUUUAAAAAUAUUAAUUUCAGUAUUAUUUCCCGACAUAAAUUAUUCAUAUUUCCCUUUGCAUUCCUCAUCCUGCAAUUCACGCUACUUGUUUCUGUUUAGAUGUCGUUGUGUUUCCAUUACACUCCUCGGUUCCUUCCCCCCUGCACAAUAAUUUCAUUUUUUUUGCGGCCUCAUGAUUGGUUUCUUGCGUUUCUACAUAUCAUGAUCUUUUGGAAUUUUAUGAUUUUUUUUUUUUUUUGGGGUUCCUGCUGAAGCUUCAAUUCAACCGUCACGAGGGGAAAAAAACAAGCUUAGAUUUACUUCUUGAUUGAGCGAUUGUCAUUUUUCGACACUGGUAAUCCUUCUGGUGCCUAAUAUCAAUUAGUCAUGCCAAAGAAACAUAAGGGUAAGUAAAAAGAAUUUGUUCUUGGCAAUGAUGGGAAAGGUUAGACUGUAGCAGUGGAAGCCAGAACAUUGAAAUUGGAUCAGAAGGGUGUGUCUCAGCAAGAAUCAAGCUGUCAAUGCAAGGACCACAUUGGCUAAUUUACAUUAGUUGGGCAAAGGGAAAUAAGUUCAGGGUUCACUCUCUAUUAUUAACGGGUGGUGAAAUGCUGGAGAGGAAGCCAAAAACCUUGUGUCUUGCAGGGAAAGAGUGCAAGUGUCUACGCUGAGACAUUGACAGAAAUAAAUACUCGCCCUCCUUGAUACUCAGAGGAUUUAUGGCUUGGGGCAGAACAAUAGGAGGCUCGAAUUUUACUACCCUGCGAUGAUGCUAUUUGUUAGAUUAAGGUUUUGAUAUGCUAAAUAAAGCUGUUUUGAAGGGUAGUUAGAGUCCGAAUCUCGUGGUCGUGAAAAGUUUGACAAAUUUUUGUUUGGUGCAUCUUCUAGGAUACUUCUUGUUGGAGGAAGAAGGGAGAUUGAGUGUGAUGUUCAAUGUUUCUUUAAGGAUAUUCUUAACUUUGUCCGCAUUUGAACCUUUAUCUUAUCAAGGAAAAUGUGAAUGUGCUGGCAAACAAGGAUUGCAAAUUGACAGCUGCACUAUUGUGGAUUACUUGCUUGUUUACUAUAGGAAAAAUGAUUUCAACUAUUUGUACCAACAAUUUUUCUAGACUCACUUCAGAGAUGCCAGUUCGGUCACUUGUAGUAUGAUCUUGACGUGAGCUGGAUUUCCAUUGUUUGUGUUGACAUUAUUUGCUGUUAACAAAAUUGGCUUGCCGGUCUGGGAGGCAGAUGUGGAGCUUCAGGUUGAUCAUGAAAGUAUUGAGCCAAAUCGGUCCACUAGGCAAGUCUUAAUUGUACAAGGUUUAUUGUAGCUCAGAACACUUAAAUUUCCUGUUCAAGAAUAUACAAUUCCGCCUCCAAGACUACAUUAUGGCUACGAUUAAGCUGUUGGUCAAUUUCUUAAGUGCAGAGUUUGCUAAUAUUUCUUAUUUUCUGCUGAUGAAGGGAAGUGCAAGUGUCUUCGCUUCCUAUUGGACAUUGAGGGCAGCUGCUAAAAGCUUCACAGAGCAGGGGUUUCAGAGUUGGCAAAUGUCACAAACACGGGGAAGAAAAAUAUGCAUUCUUGAGGAAGCUUCUGCAUAUCUUGGUGAAUGGAGUUCGAUAUUAGGACGGAUUUGCAGACGAAUAUGUGUAUUUCAUUUGCUGCUUUUGAAUUUAUUAGGCAGUGCAAUGAGGUGUUUGGCGACACUUUACCAGUCCCAGCGUCUCAGUAGCCAAGGUGAUUUUGGAACCUUGGAUUUGAGGGCUUUAACACCUUAGCUUUAUGUUGGCGAAAAUACCUCUAUUAUUUCAGACACUAUCAUUGCAAUAGCUCAGGAUAUAGCCUUGCACUGUAGAGUAUAUGCUUGCAAACACCUCUAGUUAGCACAAUUAUAGCACAGCGCAACACGGCAUAUAUCAGCACUAAAAGCUACGGGACUGCCAAAUGAGCUAUCAGUCAUCUUUUCUUUUCUUUUUUGAAACGCACCGAGCUGGUUAGGUGGUGUUUACCCUGUCCCUGGCUUGUGUUUUCUCUUUUUGGGGGUAAACCUUGGCUGAGGUAAAGAAGAAGCUAGCGUUUCACAAGAUGUUGGUGAAAAGAGUACGGUACUUAAGGAGCAAGAAGACCCUUCCUAACUGCAUUUAUUACAGCUGCUAAUAAAAUGGUAACCAACGUGUUUGCCAAAAUAGGAAAAAGUCCAAGAAAGUUUAAAAACUCUAGACUGGCCCAAGCUAUUUAUAUCACACAUCCAUCAGACGCCUCCUUAGGACAUCUCAGGAUCAGCUUCUGCCUCUCUCUCUCUCUCUCUCUCUAUCUCUUUCUCUCUCUCCCUCUCUCUCCCACAGGGUACUUUGUCUUUCAGAAUGUAAGAAAAAAGAAACCCAUGAUUCUCCUCAACCACCGUUUCUCCAAUUACCUUUCCACCUCCACUGAGGAAUCAAAACACACCCAAAAAGGCAUAUUAUGGGUAGAUCUUCAAAGCAAGAGACCAGAGAGGCAAUGGAAAUAGACAAUAAGCCUUGUAAGCUCAAGGAGGAGGCUCAUCUUUCUGGUGCUUAUAUCCGUAGCUUGGUGAAACAAUUGACCUCAUCAAGAACCAAGGAUCCCAUGAGUUCACAGCAGGAUCCAGAAUCUGUUGAUAGCGAUGGUUUCUCUGCCCAAAGUUUAGCCAAGUUUCGAGAGGAUUUCAGUGAAACCCAACAUCAAUCUCAGCAACCUCCACCACCCCACAAAAAGCAGGUCCGGAGGAGACUCCAUACCAGCAGGCCUUACCAAGAAAGGCUCCUGAAUAUGGCUGAGGCUAGGAGAGAGAUUGUCACCGCUCUGAAAUUCCACAGAGCAGCUAUGAAACAAGCCCAAGAGAAGCAGCUACAGCAAGAAAAAGAUCAACUUCAGCAGCAGCAAUCGCCGCCGCUACCGCCGCCGCCAAUUCAUCCACAACCUCAACCGUGUCCUGAAGAAGGAAAGAUAGUGCCCAGAAUGUACCAAAGGAUUAGCCAUUCAUCAAGCCAUGCCUUUUCCUCAAAUUAUGCGGGAAACCUUGCAUACCCCUCCUUCUCAUAUCCUCCACCGCCUCCUGCAAACCCUUUUUCCUCCUGGCCAAUUUCUCCAAUCUCCCCUCUACCUGCUGCUGCCGAGAGCCUGAACUUCAGCCUCCCAAACCAGCCCUUAGGGCUCAAUCUGAAUUUCCAUGAUUUUGACAACCUUGUAGAGACCAAUCUUUACCACAACGGUAACCCACCAUCCAUCUAUGCAGCCUCAUCUCCAUCAUCAUCUUCCUCUCCUCCCUUGUCUGUUGCUGCAGAGGAGUCUCCUCCUUCAGUGGGGGCUUCUUCUUCCAAGGGGCCUCCUAUGGUGGCUGUGGCUGAGGUUGCUGAGUCAGGGUCACCUAGUGGUGGUGGAGGGUUGCAUCAGGUGGUGGCCGAUGAGGAGAUAGCAGAGAUCAGGUCAAUUGGGGAGCAGCACCAGAUGGAGUGGAAUGAUGCCAUGAACCUGGUUACAUCAGCCUGGUGGUUCAAGUGCUUGAAGGAUUUGGACAUUGGACCUGAAGUGAAGGCUGAGGAUGAUGGGUACCAACCCUUUGAUGAGGUCAUGGAGUUCCCUUCCUGGUUGAGUUCAAAUGAGAAUUGCUUGCAGCAACAUCUCAAUGAUUGCUUCUCAGAGGACUAUUACCAAGAUCCUGCCUUACCUUGCAUGGACAUAGGAGAAAUUGAGGGAAUCGAUGGGGAGUGGUUAUCGUGACAAAGAUUGAUUUUUUUUUUGGUUAAUCAAAUCUUUGCUUCUUGCAGAUGCAGAUUUUUCUGAUCAAGUUGCUUCUUUUGUACUUUGUAGUCUGUUUUCUUAGAACUCUUUUCCCUCCUCCCCCACAUUAAUAAGGCUUGCAGAAGAGAGCUGAAGUUGGCAAGCCACCAGAGGAAAAAAUAACUUCUAGGGAAGGAAGUGAAUGUGCUUUUUCCUCUGUCUAGGUUCCAAUUAUUGGGAAAUUUUUGUAGUUUUAAUAUGUAUACAUAUAUUACAUAUAAUUUGUAUAAUUUUUCUUUCUUAUCGACCAGAUAAGUGAUUCCACAUCAUCAUUCCGUA